Dioscorea cayenensis subsp. rotundata (Guinea yam) is the source of this 3163-nucleotide messenger RNA. Its product is annotated as plasma membrane ATPase 1-like. The coding region runs from base 50 to 2878 and encodes 942 amino acids. Gene Ontology annotation, molecular function: ATP hydrolysis activity; P-type proton-exporting transporter activity; ATP binding. The record is from RefSeq and is a predicted model, not a curated record. Lineage: Eukaryota; Viridiplantae; Streptophyta; Magnoliopsida; Dioscoreales; Dioscoreaceae. Gene Ontology annotation, biological process: regulation of intracellular pH; proton export across plasma membrane. The transcript has 21 exons. Gene Ontology annotation, cellular component: plasma membrane.
CGCGCUUGAGGCGGUGCUCAAGGAGGAGGUGGAUUUGGAGAAAAUCCCAAUGGAUGAGGUGUUUGAGAGGCUGAGAUGCGGCAAGGAAGGACUCAGCACGCAGAGAGCUGAGGAAAGGAUCAGCAUCUUUGGCCUCAACAAGCUGGAAGAGAAGGAGGAGAGUAAAAUUCUCAAAUUUUUGGGGUUUAUGUGGAAUCCGCUGUCUUGGGUCAUGGAGGCGGCGGCGCUAAUGGCCAUCAUUGUGGCCAAUGGAGGAGUUUGGUUGAUCGUUAAUUUGCAGGGCCAGCCUCCUGAUUGGCAAGAUUUCACUGGAAUCGUUAUCCUUCUGGUGAUCAACUCCACCAUUAGCUUCUAUGAAGAGAACAACGCUGGCAAUGCUGCAGCGGCUCUGAUGGCACGGCUCGCCCCUAAAGCUAAGGUGCUUAGAGAUGGACAAUGGAGAGAAGAGGAUGCGUCCAUCCUCGUCCCUGGGGACAUCAUCAGCGUGAAGCUUGGGGAUAUUAUCCCCGCCGAUGCUCGACUCCUUGAAGGAGAUCCUCUGAAAAUCGAUCAGUCUGCCCUCACUGGGGAGUCAUUGCCGGUGACGAAAGGCCCCGGCGAUGGCGUUUAUUCUGGUUCCACAUGCAAGCAGGGAGAGAUUGAAGCUAUCGUCACUGCUACUGGAGUUCACUCCUUCUUUGGCAAGGCUGCACAUCUUGUAGACUCCACCAACCAAGUUGGCCACUUCCAAAAGGUAUUGAAGUCUAUUGGAAAUUUCUGCAUUUGCUCAAUUGCAGUGGGAAUGAUUGUGGAAAUCGUUGGGAUGUACGCGAUCCAGCACAGAGCCUACCGGACAGGAAUAGAUAAUCUGUUAGUCCUCCUCAUUGGAGGAAUCCCUAUAGCUAUGCCUACGGUUCUGUCUGUCACAAUGGCAAUUGGCUCUCAUCGUUUAUCUCAGCAGGGAGCUAUAACAAAAAGGAUGACUGCCAUAGAGGAAAUGGCUGGCAUGGAUGUUCUUUGCAGUGAUAAAACUGGAACUCUGACUUUGAACAAGCUUACAGUAGACAGAAAUCUUAUAGAGGUUUUUACCAAGGGUGCUGAUCGAGAUACUGUGAUAUUAAUGGCUGCCAGAGCCUCAAGAACUGAAAAUCAGGACGCUAUAGACACUGCUAUUGUUGGUAUGCUUGCUGACCCAAAAGAGGCUAGGGACGGAAUUCAAGAGGUUCACUUUUUGCCAUUUAAUCCUACCGACAAAAGAACUGCUUUAACUUACAUUGACAAUGAGUCGAAAAUGCAUCGUGUCAGCAAAGGUGCACCAGAACAGAUUCUAAACCUUGCACAUAAUAAGUCGGAGAUAGAACGUAGAGUUCAUACUAUUAUUGAUAAGUUUGCUGAACGUGGGCUCCGUUCACUUGCAGUGGCACAUCAGGAAGUGCCAGAGGGAAGGAAAGAAAGUUCAGGAGGUCCAUGGCAGUUUGUUGGUCUGCUCCCUCUUUUUGAUCCUCCCAGACAUGAUAGUGCAGAAACAAUACAAAAGGCACUCAACCUUGGUGUGAGUGUCAAAAUGAUCACAGGCGAUCAGCUUGCCAUAGGAAAAGAAACUGGGCGCCGCUUAGGAAUGGGUUCAAAUAUGUACCCGUCCUCUGCUUUGCUGGGCAACAACAAGGAUAACUCUGUUGCCGCUUUGCCAGUUGACGAACUGAUUGAGAAGGCUGAUGGUUUUGCUGGAGUCUUCCCUGAGCACAAGUAUGAGAUUGUUGAGCGUUUGCAAGCACGGAAGCAUAUCUGUGGUAUGACAGGUGAUGGAGUGAAUGAUGCUCCCGCAUUGAAGAAGGCCGAUAUUGGGAUAGCUGUUGCAGACGCAACUGAUGCUGCUCGUAGUGCUUCUGACAUUGUGCUCACUGAACCUGGAUUGAGUGUCAUCAUCAGUGCAGUCCUAACCAGUCGCGCUAUAUUCCAGAGGAUGAAAAAUUAUACUAUCUAUGCAGUGUCAAUUACCAUUCGUAUUGUGUUUGGCUUUAUGCUGCUCGCUCUCAUAUGGAAGUUUGACUUUCCACCCUUUAUGGUUCUCAUAAUUGCUAUCCUCAACGAUGGUACGAUAAUGACGAUAUCAAAGGACAGAGUGAAACCUUCUCCUCUCCCGGACAGUUGGAAACUGGCGGAAAUUUUUGCAACCGGAAUCAUCCUUGGAGGUUAUUUGGCAAUAAUGACAGUCAUUUUCUUCUGGGCUGCAUACAAAACUGAUUUCUUCCCGCGGGUAUUCCAUGUUGAGAGCCUUCAGGAAACUGCUCAAGGCGACACCCAAAAGCUCGCCUCUGCAAUUUACCUGCAAGUAAGCAUAAUUAGUCAGGCACUCAUAUUUGUGACACGAUCCCGCAAUUGGUCCUUUGUUGAGCGCCCAGGUUUACUGCUUGUUACAGCCUUUGUGAUUGCUCAGCUGAUUGCCACUGCAAUAGCUGUGUAUGCCAACUGGGGAUUUACUGCAAUCAAAGGGAUUGGAUGGGGCUGGGCUGGAAUUAUUUGGCUUUACAACUUCAUAUUCUACUUCCCACUUGAUAUCAUCAAAUUCAUGAUCAGAUAUGCUUUGAGUGGGAGACAAUGGGAUCAUCUUUUUGAGAGAAAAGUUGCCUUCACUAGGAAAAAGGACUUUGGUAAAGAAGCAAGGGAAUUGAAGUGGGCUCAUGCUCAGAGAACAUUGAAUGGUUUGCAGCCUCCUGACACUAAGAUGUUCAAUGAUAGAACCAACUUGGAUGAUCCUAAUCGCAUGGCUGAAGACUCCAAAAGAAGAGCUGAGAUUGCAAGGCUCAGAGAAUUGAAUACAUUGAAGGGGUAUAUGGAGUCUGUGAUAAGAAACAAAGGCAUCAACAUUGAAACUAUUGAAAAAUCCUACACAGUGUAAAGAACAGCAGCUUGUGACAAGUUAUAUAUUUAUGUACAGGAAGAACUUUCCUGCUGGUGCUGACGGCGGUAAAUAUAAGUUCAUUUAUGCUGUCAUGAUAAUUAUUGACCUGAAUUAUUUACCACACUAAUGAUUCUCUUAUUCUUUAAUUAGCACUAAACUAUGCUUGUGAAUUGGAUUUCUCUUUGUACCUUGAAACACAUUGGCAUUGUUUUGGUGCAUAAGCUUAGAUUUUGUUAGUAGCCUUUAACAUGGUACUGAAUCUUAUGAAUGUUUCUAAAUGAU